AUUAUAGGAGAACUCAAAAAAAAAAAAACAAGCAAAAAUGCCAGUUUGCUAUGCCCAUAGGAAUUGGCCUCACUCUAGUUAUUCGCACCAAAUACAGAAGAUGCAGUAGUAGAAUAUUUUUGCGACCAAAGGAAUAUACCAGCAAUGGAUUCUUCUUCUUCUCCAAAAGCCUCGACAGUAGUUGAACUAACUGAAGAGUAUUUAGAACAACUACUGAGAUUCACUCUCUUAUCUUCUAUCGAUGAGACCCUUGAAAUCGAUUUAGGCUUAUCAAAACAGUACUGUUCUCAUCUACUCCAACUUGAUGAUACCCAACUGGAUCCAAGUUCCGAUCGUUCAUCAGAUACAUCUGGAGGGAUUCCGUUGUAUCCUUUGUAUAAGCGUCUAGCAUCAGCUUUGUUCCAGUGUAUAGCUACUGGAGAGUUUGUGAGAGAUUCCAAUGAAGUGUUGUUGAUCAAGGAAGAUGAAUCAUUGAAGCAGAAAGAAGAUGAGUGGAGUAAGAUUGUUCGAGAUCAGGGAAUGGAAUUGGUGCAGAUGUUGAAAGAUGUAGAUUAUGAAAUUGAUGUGCAAGAACCUUUCUUUACCCAACUAAGAGUUGGCCGCAAAACAAUUGAAGGGAGGUGUGCUGUCGGUGACUACAACCGGAUCGGACCAGGUUCCUUGCUUCUUUUCAACAGAUGUCUUAUACUCGAAGUUCAGGAUGUUAGACGACAUCCUUCUUUUGCCGAGUUGCUGAAAACAGAGAGUCUUGGGAAAGUUCUUCCAGGUGUAGAUACAAUAGAAGAAGGUGUUCAAAUAUACAGGAAUUUUUACACUGAAGAAAAGGAGAAGUCCAAUGGUGUCCUUGCAAUCUGUGUUUCGAAACCAAAACCUCAGCCCUAUAUUUGUCUCGGCACUAUAAUCUCUGGGUUGAAUUAUGAGGCCAUUGGUAGCCUAUUGGGAUUAAAGCAUACCACCGGAACAAUCGCUGAUGCUCUUCCUCCGCCAAGAUCUGCUGUCCUAUCUUCAUUUCUGACGCCUCAGAACCCUCAUGAAGCACCAUGACCGAGGGAGCAAGGGCCUUAGCAAAGCACGUGCACAGGGGUGGCAACAAGUGGUGGGGUAGUUUCGUUGGAAAUGGAUGAUUAUUCCAAGGGUUGUCACAUGAAUCGAGUUAGCGCUAUUAACCAUCAUGAGUGUUAAUCGAUCUUCCACCUCUUCAGAUAUCAAUAAAAACAGAAUAGCGUUGGAAGUGAUAAACCAGUUGAUAAGUAACUGUAUUUGGAUUAACAUCCAUAUAGUUCCUCCAUACGACGGUGUCCUGGAGAUACGUGUUGCUGAAGGUUAUGGUGCACGGUGGUCUAAAGAUGGUUCAAAGUUUAUCGGGUUUCUUGAACCAUACAUGGUGGACGGCCAAUCGAAGAGAUGGAGGCAUUAGGGUUUGUUACUGAAAGCAUCAAUCAGCUUUCAUUGUGUCUGACUCUAUCAUAUUACAUGUGUAAACAACUGUUUCAAACACUUGUAUGCUUUCAUUUCCAGAAGCUGAAGGAACCAUGUGUGUAAAACCCUGGUUACCAUCAAGGGAGGCUCACUGAAACCAGAAUCAACUUUACUCUGGCUGAUCUUGCUGUUGUGAUCAACAUUUUGUUUAUAUGUCAUGAUUAGUAAAAUUUAUCGUAAGAAAUCCAUGAUCAUUCUUAGUUUUUUACUUGGCUUGAUAUUUCCAUUUCCUGGACUGUGAUAGAACCUUAUUUAACAUAAGGUUGCUAAACUAGUCUGGUUUAGCAAGUUCCAACAAAUAAUGGAGACUUUAGAUGUAAACUCAACAUUGUACCAGAACUCAGAUUGAUAUUUCAUAAAUAAGAUAUAGGUAUUACAUAUUAAGAACUCCGUUACUCUUUCUUACAACUGAUCGUCAAUGGUGACCCGCACAGACACUUAUUAUGAAAAAAAGAAGUGCUUUUGAAACGCUUCAUGAUGCCUCCAGUUGGUAUCUUACCACAUAACCUGUUGUAACCUACCUUCAACUGAUUCAAACUUUCCAAAUUCUUAAUCUCAUCAGGGAUUCCACCAAAUAUUUUGUUGUGUGAUAUAUCGAACCAAUUUAAAUCCUUUGGAAACUUUACGUUUGAUAGAUCAAAC
Papaver somniferum (opium poppy) is the source of this 2121-nucleotide messenger RNA. RefSeq lists its product as uncharacterized. The transcript is spliced from 11 exons. NCBI's taxonomy places the organism in Eukaryota, Viridiplantae, Streptophyta, Magnoliopsida, Ranunculales, Papaveraceae. The record is from RefSeq and is a predicted model, not a curated record. Bases 145 to 1044 code for a protein of 299 amino acids.